Messenger RNA from Melospiza melodia melodia, 12048 nucleotides. RefSeq names its product contactin associated protein family member 5 (gene CNTNAP5). Lineage: Eukaryota; Metazoa; Chordata; Aves; Passeriformes; Passerellidae. Bases 185 to 4105 code for a protein of 1306 amino acids. The record is from RefSeq and is a predicted model, not a curated record. The transcript is spliced from 24 exons.
AGCGGCUCCUCAAGGGCUGCCAAGAGUCCCCCGGCCGGCCCCGGCUUCCCUUCACCCGGAGUGCUUGGAUGCUGUAUGGAGUAAAUGAGCGGAGGCAGAGCGAGCGCACAGAGGCUGAGAGGCGCUCGGAGACCGGGACCAGGGGAGACAGGCGGGCGGCUGGCUUCUCCCUCCGGGGCUGAAGAUGGAUUCCCGAGCCCUCGGGGGCUGCACUCUGCUGCUCUUCACUUUAUGGCAUCUGGGAUUAACUGCAACAAAUCAUAAUUGUGAUGACGCAUUGGUAUCUCCCUUACCUUCAGCUGCCCUUACCAGUUCCUCUGAGCUCUUCAGUACUCACAGUCCCAGCUUUGCAAAACUCAACAGACGAGAUGGAGCUGGUGGCUGGUCCCCGCUGGAGUCCAACGAGCAGCAGUGGCUGCAGGUGGAUCUGGGAGACAGAGUGGAGGUGGUGGCGGUGGCCACGCAGGGCAGGUACGGCAGCUCGGACUGGGUCACCGCCUACGCGCUCAUGUUCAGCGACACCGGCCGCAACUGGAGGCAGUACCGACAGGACGACGCUGUCUGGGUUUUCACGGGGAACAGCAAUGCUGACAGUGUGGUGCACCACAAACUGCUGCACUCGGUGAAAGCUCGAUUCCUGCGCUUCAUCCCCCUGAGGUGGAACGUUGGUGGGCGGAUAGGACUGAGAGUUGAGGUCUUCGGCUGCUCUUACAAGUCAGAUAUUGCAGACUUUGAUGGCAGAAGUUCACUUCUCUACAGGUUCAAUCAGAAGCUUAUGAGCACAUUCAAAGAUGUAGUUUCCUUGAAGUUCAAGAGCAUGCAGGGGGAUGGAGUCUUAUUCCAUGGAGAAGGUCAGCGUGGAGACUACAUAACCUUGGAACUGCAGAAAGGGAAGCUCUCCUUGCACCUCAACCUGGGGGACUCCAACCUGCACUUCAGUAACAGCCACACCUCUGUCACCUUGGGCAGCCUCCUGGAUGACCAGCACUGGCACUCAGUUCUCAUAGAACGCUUCAACAAGCAAGUGAACUUCACAGUGGACAAGCACACCCAGCACUUCCGAACAAAGGGGGAUUCAGAUCACUUGGAUAUUGAUUAUGAGCUCAGCUUUGGAGGGAUUCCUGUCCCAGGGAAGCCAGGAACCUUUCAGAGGAAAAACUUCCAUGGGUGCAUUGAGAACCUCUAUUACAACGGAGUCAAUAUAAUUGACCUGGCCAAAAGACGCAAACCUCAGAUCUAUACUGUGGGCAAUGUGACCUUUUCUUGCUCAGAACCACAGAUUGUUCCCAUCACCUUUGUGAGCUCCAGUCGAAGCUACUUGCUGCUGCCCGGCACUGCUCAAAUUGAUGGCUUGUCAGUCAGCUUCCAGUUCCGAACGUGGAAUAAAGACAGCUUGCUUCUGUUCACCGAGCUGUCUGAAAACUCAGGACAUCUCUUGCUUUACCUCCAUGGUGGGACAUUGAUGCUACUUAUUCAAAAGGAGACUGAGAACCCAGUGGAAAUCUCUGAAGGCACUAAUCUCCACGACGGGCUUUGGCAUUCUGUUAACAUCAAUGCCAGAAGGCACCGCAUUACCCUGACGCUGGACAGCGACGCUGCCACCGCCAGCCACGCAACCACUGUGUCCAGGAUCUACUCUGGGAACAGCUACUAUUUUGGAGGGUGCCCUGACAAUUUCACCGAUUCCCAGUGUUUAAAUCCCAUUACUGCUUUUCAAGGCUGUAUGAGGCUCAUCUUUAUUGAUAACCAGCCCAAGGACCUCAUUUUAGUUCAGCAAGGCUCCCUGGGGAAUUUCAGUGAUUUACACAUUGAUCUGUGUGGCAUCAAAGACAGAUGUUUACCCAACUACUGUGAACAUGGAGGAAAAUGCUCCCAGUCCUGGAGCACCUUUUACUGUGACUGCAACAAUACAGGCUACAUGGGAGCCACCUGUCACAACUCUGUCUAUGAGCAGUCCUGUGAGGCUUACCGACACCAAGGGAGGACAUCAGGUUUCUUCUACAUCGAUUCUGAUGGAAGUGGACCCCUGGGACCACUCCGUGUUUUUUGCAACAUAACAGAAGAUAAGAUCUGGACUGAAGUGCAGCACAACAGCACGGGGCUGACCAGAGUGCGAGGGGCUGGUCCAGAGAAGCCCUACACCAUGUCCCUCAACUACAGCAGCAGUGCAGAGCAGCUGGAGGCUGUGAUCAGCAGCGCUGAGAACUGCGAGCAGGAGGUCGCCUACCACUGCAGGAGGUCACGGCUCCUCAACACCCCCAAUGGAAUGCCAUUUGCUUGGUGGGUUGGCCGUGCCAAUGAGAAGCACCUUUACUGGGGAGGAUCUCUUCCGGGCAUUCAGCAGUGUGCCUGUGGAUUGGAAGAAAGUUGUCUGGAUAUGAGAUAUUUUUGCAACUGUGACGCAGAUAGAGAAGAAUGGACGAAUGAUACUGGCCUCCUUGUUUUCAAAGACCAUUUGCCUGUAACUCAGAUUGUGAUCACUGACACAAACAGAUCAAAUUCUGAGGCUGCUUGGAAAAUCGGCCCCUUGCGUUGCUAUGGAGACAGGCAGUUCUGGAAUGCUGCUUCCUUCAACACGGAGGCCUCCUACCUGCACUUCCCCACGCUCCACGCCGAGGUCAGCGCGGACAUCUCCUUCUUCUUCAAAACCACCGCCCCGUCCGGGGUGUUCUUGGAAAACCUUGGCAUUAAAGACUUCAUACGAAUUGAAAUAAGCUCCCCCAAGGAGAUCACCUUCUCCAUAGACGUGGGGAAUGGCCCCACGGAAGCCACUGUGCAGUCUCCCACAGCCCUCAAUGACAACCAGUGGCACUACGUGCGCGCAGAGAGGAACCUCAAGCAAACCUCUCUGCAGGUGGACAACCUCCCCAAGAGGGUCCUGGAGGCCCCAGCUGAGGGACACUUCCGCCUGCAGCUCAACAGCCAGUUAUUUGUAGGGGGAACAGCUUCCAGACAGAAGGGCUUUUUGGGAUGUAUUCGAUCUCUGCAUUUAAAUGGACAGAAACUUGACCUCGAGGAGAGAGCUAAAAUGACACCGGGUGUAAGACCUGGAUGCCCAGGACAUUGCAGCAGUUAUGGGAACCUGUGCCACAAUGGAGGAAGAUGUGUGGAAAAGUAUAAUGGUUACUUCUGUGACUGCACCAACUCGGCCUAUGAAGGACCUUUCUGCAAGGAGGAGGUGUCUGCAUUAUUUGAAGCUGGCACUUCUGUUACCUAUACUUUCCAAGAACCUUACCCUGUCACGAAGAAUGCAAGCACCUCAAGCUCUGCCAUUUAUGUGGAUGCUGUUGUGUCCAAGGAAAAUAUUGCAUUCAGCUUUCUCACAGCACACACUCCAAGCCUUCUGCUGUACAUCAACACCUACUUCCAUGAAUAUUUAGCUGUGAUUCUCUCCAAGAAUGGAAGUUUACAGGUCCGAUACAAGCUGAGUAAGGAUGGGCUCCUCAUUUUCACCAUUGACUCUGGAAAUUUUGCCAACCGAGAGCUGCACCGUGUGAAGAUUAACAGGGAAGGCAGAGAGCUCGUCAUUCAGGUUGAUCAAGUUCUCAAACUCAAACACAACUUUUCUGAGAUUGAUUUCAAGGCCAUUAAGUCACUCACCUUGGGCAAGGUCACAGACAGUUUGUCCCUGGACCCCGAAGUCUCCAAGGCAAAUGCCUAUGGUUUCACUGGCUGCCUGUCCUCCGUGCAGUACAACCACAUCUCUCCCCUGAAGGCUGCCUUGCGCCACCCCAGCGCUGCUCCCGUGACUGUCCAAGGCUCCCUGACAGAAUCCAGCUGUGCAUCCAUGAUGGAAGCUGAUGUGAACACAGCCACCACAAUAUAUUCCUCAUCAGAUCCUUUUGGGAAGACAGAUGAAAGAGAACCUCUCACCAAUGCAGUCAGAAGUGAUUCAGCUGUGAUUGGAGGUGUAAUAGCAGUUGUGAUAUUCAUCAUCUUUUGCAUCAUUGCCAUCAUGAGCAGAUUCCUCUAUCAACACAAACAAGCACAUCGAAAUAGCCAGAAAAAGGAGAAGGAAUACCCAGAAAACCUUGAGAGCUCCUUUAAAGCUGACAUUGACUUGCAAAACACAGUGAGCGAGUGCAAACGGGAAUAUUUUAUCUGAUGGACAAUGCAAUUUCUUCUUACUCUUCCUCCUCCCUUUCUUUAUUCCUUUCUCCCUUCCUUUUUUCUUUUUAUUUUUUUUUUUCCUUUUUGGAUUUUUUUUUUCUUUUUUAACACUCAUUUUUUGCUAGCUUCUUUUUCAUUUGGAGAAGACCGCCCUGCACAGGAAAUACUGAGAACAAUCACAGUGCCUCAUUCUCUGCACAAGAGCCUGGCAAUCACAGUUUACUUCUGCAGCUCAAGAGACCUGUUACCCCAUCCUACACAAAAUAAGAUCCACAUGCACACCUGGUUUCUGCUGUCAGUUCUUGGAUGUUUCAAAGCCCCUACAUUUAUUUGUUGUUAUUUUUUUUCUCUGGAGACAUUUAAGUCAUUGCUUUUACACUAGAGCUGGACUAUGUAAAGUACAGGUAAAGUAGUUGAACACAUAGCUCUGCAGAUACUGGGACAGGAUAGAGGGAAAGAAUGAGAUCAAAACAGCUGAUUUAUUUCAUGGGCUCAUUUACAACAACCAUAAAGAACCAGCCAAAUUCUCAAAUGUUAUUUAUUGAUAUAUUGUCUAUUGAUUUAAAUGGUGUUAAAUUAAUUUGUACCAGUUGAAAAGCUGGUAUGGCAUAAAGGAAAAUAAAACUGUCCUCAUUAAGCUCCUUCCCCCAACCUCCUGUCCUUUUACUGUAACUUUUAGGCUUCUCAGUACUUUUCCAACAAUAUAUGUAUCAACAAUAAAUAUCAUUCCCAUGCACCUCUUUCACCUCCAUCUCAUAAGGCUGGCUACGUAGACCCAGCAUACACUAGUAUAACCCUAGCUGAAGCAUGGAAAAUAGUAGCUUGAAUCUCCAAGGGGUUUAGGAAGCUGCUAGGACUUAGGUGCUCUAUAUUUGUCUGAAAUUUUAGAAAUGCAGCAUAUGCCUGUUCAUGCCACAUGGAGGAUUAUCACACACUGAGGUUAAACGCUGUUGCCCCUGUGGAAAAGAAAAAGAACAUAGAUGAGAAAAAAACCAAAAUAGUUUAAUCUUAAAUAUGACUCACACCUUCUGCCAGCUCUUCUAAAAAAAGAAAAAAGAAAAAAAGUCAUACUACUUUAAAAAGCCUCCCAAAACUGCAUGAAAGAUUGAUUUGUAUUUCCUGUUUGUAGAAAUUGGAAUAACUUCUCCAAAACUAAAUAGAGAGAGAUCUGAGGUCAUGUCUAAAAAGAUGAAUAUUUGAUAAACCUUCUUUACAAGGAAGAACACUAGGGAAACAAAGAGAUCCCAAAUACUCUACUUCAAAUUAAUCUUCACGCUUUUAUAAAAGUCUUUUGUCCUUUCCUGAUUGGGAGCACUACUGAAGAAUCAGGUUCUGCCCUUUUUACUUGUGCUGCAUGGUUACAGUGUGAGGAUGAAAAACCUCCUUUUCAAUCACAAACAUCCUAAGGGUAAGAAGUGAAGGAGUCCCAGCCAGUGAGGUUUUGAACUCUCUGUUGUGUCCAUGUGACAUCUGCCUUUGCAGGGCUUCUAAAGAGGAUGUAGAAUUUGCUGGUGGUAGAAUUAAGCCUAAGGUUAAGGGGAAGAAAAAUCUUAUUCAUUGCAAUACUCUUGAUUUAAUUUGAGCUGCAAUUGAUUGUGCAGCUAAAUCUCCUUCUUUGCCCUACUCCCAGUUCAGUCAUCCUGGGGUUUCCACAUGGUGGUCCUUUUUACAUAGAUUUAAAAUUAAGCAAUCUCAAAUUUACAUAGAUUUAAAAUUAAGCAAUCUCAAAUCUCUGCUGCAAUUAGCAGCCCACAGCAAACUAGAGAUGAGCUUACACUUGCAACAGGUGCUGUUUUUCUAGGCAGUCCAUUGGAAAGGUAUGUUGGUGUUUACUGAAGUUUUUUGUUUGAGUUUUUUUUAUGAGACGAGAGAGCAGACAAGGAAGAAUAAAUAAAUAAAUGACUGUUUUGAUAUGGUACCACUUCUUUUGGAGCAUUCAGGGAAGAGAAAGCAAUCCUGGAGUGACAUAAUUCUUAUGUGAGGAGGAAUAUGAGACCAGCCCUUUAACCAGAACUCUUCAUUGAGCAACUUUAUAAAGCUAUAAGUCUAUAUUGAAACUAGUUUGGUGCCAUUCUUCUAUGGUCAACUGCAGCCAUUUUGGCACACACUGGCUGUUUGGGUGACACAAUUAUUUGACAGUGUUUCUGUGUGAUGAGUAUUGGAACGAUGGAUUGAGUAGCUGGGUUCCCUUUAUGUUGCUUUGUCUUCAGUGGUAAAAUCCUGGCAAAGCAAUGAUUUUCCUUCCUGCAGAUCGAGCUGCUUUGUUUGGCAUGGCAGAAGGGAGGAAUAGGAGAGGUCAUGGGCACCUCUGCCUGUGUUUGUCAUCUUUUCUGAAAUGGCCUCUGUGUGAGACAUGUCUGAUGUGCUAAUGUGAUUAAUUGGCUACAUGAAGAAUGGAAUAAGAAGGUAAAACUCUGAAAAUUUAGCUAGCUUGGGGUGCAUUUGUAAAAAGAAAGAACUUGAUAUGAAUGUAAGCAUUAGUAUACAAAGACAUUCAUUUAUAUCUGUGGAUGUACUGAGAUGAGAAGAUUUUAUGCUACAAGGCUGAACAAAUGAACAAAUUUGUAUGGACUUCUAAAUCAGGAUGUCAAAUUAUUCUUAUUAAAGAUAGCUAAAAUAUACUAAAUGAAGUACUCUAAAUAUAUACCCUUUUUUGGGUUUUGUUUUGUUCUAAUGCUUUCUUUAAUGAGGUCAUAAUUGAAUUUCCUUCAAUAUCAGUUAAAAGCAAUUAAUUUUUUAAAAAAAGAAAUACAGUUUUUAAAAAAUCUACUAGAGCUACAAUUCAUUUUCCUUAGUUCAAAUUAGAACUUUUUCCCAUCUAUUUAAAGCCAUUUCUGCUACUUUUGUUAAUGUUUCUUUUUAAAUGGGGUGCAUUCCCUUUUCCUUUUAUCUGUCGUUCUUGGAUAAUAUUUUUAAGUAAAGCCAGGGGAUAAUACUUUUUUACAUAAAUUUUCAGAUUUCAUUUCAGUGGAAAACCUGAGACUGUCAAAGAGUUGUUUAGAGGCAGUUUGGGUUUUCUUCCUUCCCCAAGACAAGUUUCAUAAUAAAAGUAAGGGACUGGUAGAAGGAUACUGUCUGGUUUUUUUUUUCUCUUGGUGAUAUGAUAUGUAACCUAUGAAAAUUAUUGGUGUUAGGCAAGCUGUGAAAUUAUGAAGUAUUUUAGAUAUGGAUUUCAGCACUGCAAAUUCCUGGUUUCCAGAAAGGACUUGACCAAUAAUAGCCGUGCUUAUAAAGAUAUUUAGUCAUGCAGAAGGACUCUCUGUGAAUGCCAGUGCCUGGCUAUAGAAAACAAAGGAAGGCUGGAUGUCAGAAAGCUAACUCCAACUAGUUUGGCUGCCACCUGGGUGAAGGAUAGGCUUUACAGGGAAUUUAGUCUCUUGAGGAUGUGGAUCAAUGCUUAAGUGACUAAACAAAAUGAACCUUUAACUCACAUUAAUUUCUGUGUCUGCCUUGCUGUGGAAUGUUCUAAUAUACUACAAGACAUUUAAAUACCUGUGAAAAUUGAGUCCCAUUUCUCUUUUGGAAGUAAAACUUUGGUCCUAAGUAAGUUACCUAUGUAAUUGGCAGUUAGUAUUUCAUCUGUCCAUAUUCACUUAUUAGAGACAAGAAAGUGUGAGUGUUUUGGGUCAAUUUUUAAAAUGUACACUGUUUUUAUUUCUUCUUGUUCUUGCCAUGGCUCCACACCUAGAUUAUGUCUGCAGUGAAAAAGCCAAAUAAAAGACAUACUUUAACUCAUAUGGGUUUAGCCAGAAUUCCCACCUGGGACUGUAAAAAUGACAAUAUAGAGCUGUGUGGUUAUCAGAGUGUGUUCAGUCAUGAGGUGCCUCUGAUAUUUAAGUUAAAAUUACAACCAGAUUACAAAAACAAGAUGCUUUCUCUUGGCUUUAUUUUAACCUGAUCUAGCUAGACUUUACUCAUCCUAUUUAUCAAUUGCUCAAUUUUUAGAGUGUAAUCCAAACCUUUAUUUUAAUGAGAUCUUUGUCUAUAUUAGCAUUUAGCUGAUCACAUAAUUCACAUAUUGGAUGAGGAGCAGUCAAUAUAUCAUAUUGUUUCACUAUGGUGAGGGGUUAUGAAUCUUUUCCUAAUGAAGUCAGUAUUGAUUUUGCUGACAAUAAGAUUGAGACCUAUGAAGCACUUGGAUAUUGCUUUUAUCUUUUGGGUUUGUUUCAUUUUGCAUUUGGUUUUACCAACUGCCUGUUCCACAAUUGUCAUCCAGUCUUGUCCAGCCCUGUGGUUGGUGAGGACAGGGCAAAUGUCUCAAACAUCCUGUAAGAUUAAAUGAGUCACUAGAGAUGUCUUUUUCUCUCCAUUCAUUUUAGAGACAGGGUAGUCUCCUGGCAAUAGAGAAGUUGCUUAUAGCAGAAUUUGCCAAUGAAUCCAAAUUUUACAAUAGUUUUGAAGAUCAAGUAGACACGUCUCCACAGGUGACUAUUACAAGUGACUUUUUUUUUUACUGAGGUGACAGCUGGGGUCAAGGAAGGACACCUUGCAUCUAAAUUACUCUAAAAAUUGCUCUAAACAUCUCUGUCUAGUAAAUGUAUACAUCUCCUUGUAGGCAAAUACAUGAAAAUCAAGUUUCAAAAUACCACUUUGAGCUGGUGACAAUCUGAUUGAUAAUCUGUGGGGAAGUGGAUAAUUCUGCUUUCAGCCUGUUCUAGAUCCAACGUCCAUUUUUUGCCUCACAUAGGAGUUUUGGCAGAUAGCAUACAUGAAGCCAGAUCCACACAUUUCUGAAUCUAAAGCUAACUCAGCCCUCUCAGAUGCUUUUCUACAUGUCUGGUGCCAUUUGAGAUGAUACCUGGUAUCUCUGCAUUUCCAGGAAGGAUCCAAGUCUCCUGUCUGCCAUAUCCUGGCAUCUGUUAACCCCAAGUAGCUAUGUCUGAUACUUGCUGGCUUUUCCAAUUAUAAUAAGUUCUCAUCCAGGAACCCUAAGUUCUCAAUGAGAUGAAUCCCUGAAAAAAUAAACCCCAUCUUCAGAACUGAAUCAACCUUCCUCCUGGAAGUAAACCAGUCACUUGACAUGCAUGCUCCACUUCAAACUAACAAGAGUGUAGAGGAGGAGGAACUUGACCUCUUUGUGAUCCAUCUCAUGCCAUUGUUGUCACUCUCACCUACACAAAGUUUAUCCUAAACAAGACUAGUUUUAAAUAUUCUUCUGCACUGCUGUUUUUUUCCACAGACACAAAGGCGUUUUUUUUCCAUUUUAUUUUUCAGAAAGCAACCCUUCAUAAAAGACUUGAGCAAAGUCUGAGACCUUGUGAGUGCUAUUUCAAAGCUUUCAUGCAGUUUUUUAAUGCCUACUUACCAAACAAGCCAAGUGAUAUAGCUACACCCCUGCCAAACCAAGGGCCUCACCCAGCAUCUUUAGAGGUUGGUGGGAGGCCUCUUGCUUGACUACAGUUGGAGUUGCACCAAUACCCUUGAAGUUUUGGGGGUUUUCUUCACAGGUUGCCAUCACAGCUUCAAAGCAUGAUUUGUUCCCUUGUGUUCUGCAGUUUGCUGCACUUUCUUUCCCAGUGGAAAGUUCUUCAUGUCCUCUUUCAGUGUGGGCGGCCCCCUCCUCCCUGCUACUUUUGUACAUGAAACUUCUAAACACAUUCUUCUUUUGGGUCUGAAGUAGCUUUUUUCUUUGACUGUUUAUUUCAAGACAUGCCUAUAGAAAGUUUGAAUAUUUCAGUGUAUUGGUGCUUAUUUUUGUGAUCUUUUGCACUAAGUUACUAUGACAAGAACAAAAAUUGGAAAAAAAGCACACUUUCUGGUGAACUCUUGUAAUUUGUAAGCUCGUUGUUUGUCGUUUGUAAUGUGUUGAGUCUACAAGCCGAGCUAAGGAAGGAUUAAGGCAACAGUUUGUGUUGACAGUGUCACUCCAUAUCCAGUUCACCUCUGUUUUCUUCAUCCCUCCUUUUUCUUUAACAUGUGGAGCUAUCAGAUUGUUGCUAGGAGUCAGAGGAGCUUGUUUCACAAUUCAAAUUAAGAUAAUGAUUUUUUCCUGCCAGUCACAGAAACCAAAAGUUCAGCUGGGUGUUCAAUCAGAAGGGAGACACCACUCCAUCGAGGAAAUGUAGUCACCACGUGGUGACCUGUAAGGGGAAAAGAGGACAUUAACAUUUCAAACUACCAAUGUGAUGGGGCAGUGAAGGAGGCAAAAGCUCUUGGAAAACAUGCACUGUUUGAAGCCACACACAAUAACCAUCAGGUGGAUAUGAGGCUUUUCGGUAUUUUUCAGUGGUAGGUUUUCUUGCCAGGGAAUGAAUUGCUGCUGCUUAGUCUGCCAAAGCAUAGUUUUAGUUGUCCUGAUGAUCUGUAAAGUAUCAGAGAUGUGCUCCAAACAUGGGAGAGGAUUUCAAAGCUCUGGCUGAUACCGGAUCCAGAUCUUCCCAGUUAAAUUGCUGGAACUCUCCCAGGUAGCCCAAAGGAGAAUUUGGGAUGGUUUCCCUCAAACAAUCAUAACAUUUAAUCAAAUGUUAGGCACAGCAGGUGAUCCAAAGAGUGGCGUUUGCUUAGAGACUUUCCACUCCCUUGUUUAGGAUGCUUGUGGCAGCUUUUUUCUAAGCUGUGACUGCUGUUCACAUUGCAACACUACUUUUUGACACGCCAGUCAUAGCUCUCUUCACAAAUUUGAAUCCCACAGCCCUAAAUAGAGUCCAUUUGGAACUAAUUCUGCAUGGGGAAUUAUUUACUCAUUUUUGCAUGGCUUUUACAGCUCCUUCUUGUGUCCUUUAGGCACAUCCUUUCCUGAUGUGUUUUGUCAUUGCUACCAAUGCAGCACCAAUUUUGUUAAGAAGGAAGAAGGGUUGUUUCUUAGGUGAAGCUUAGAUACAGCCAGUCACAGCCUCAGUUUCCAUUCACAACACAGUGGACUUGAAGUUUCAGGAGCUAAGGAGAGCAAACAGGUACAUUUUUUUUUAUUCAGACAUCAUAAAAAUCUCUACUCUGUGAUUUUUGCAAAUGAAAUCUGUAGCACAGACCAUUAUAUGUAAAUGAUAGUGAGAACCUUAGCUUGUUGUACCUGACCAGCUUUGAAACCCCCUUUGUGAAAGAAACAAGAGACAGCUUCAGACCUGGUUGUAACCCUGUUUAGGUCAAUGUAGAUACAUCACAGAUUAAUUUAGCCUCAUAUUGCUCUUGCUUUGAUGAUCUCCUGCAAACUGGGGCUGACAUACAUGAAUCCAAGUCAGGCCCUCAUGUUUGUCAUCCCUUAUUGCUGUCAAUGAGAGUUGCAUUCACUGAAAUUGUGUUGUUUUCUAGCAAAACUGUGGAUAAAAAUUGGGAUAAGGCAAUGAACUUCAGCUCCAAAAAGCCCAUGAUAUGGCUUAAGUCGCCUCCAGGAAUUUCUAAAAAUUUGUGUUUUGGGAAGGUUGGUCUGUGGGUGGUGUCUUGUCAGCCAAUUCAGGAGCCAGCACACUAACACUGGAAGGAUUGUAUGGAUUUUAAUGGAUAAAGGCACCCUUAAAAAAAAAAGAGCAAAAUGGCAGCUGAGAUUAGGUAUUUUUAAUAAUAAAAAAUUGGUUCUUUCUACAAAUGAGCCCUUCAUCAUUCAUUUUACUUUGUUCUACUCAAAUUUUAUUAAAUAAAUCUCUCAGAGCUCUGUUCAUUUUAUUAGCAAAGCAAAAAAAAAAAAAAAGGACUUUUUUUAAUGGUUUGUCCAAGGGUAAAGCAAGAGUCUCUCAGUUACAGUAAAAAGCAAAAUGGAGAUUUAGAUUAUUCCCCUUUCACUAUCUGGUUUUCUAAAGAGAAUUCCACAGGACGUUGCCUCAGUCUAAGUCAGUUUUGUAGACAAUGUAACAUGUCUUAAUACCCUGUUAAGGGAUUGAAAAAAUUUAGCCUUAGCUUCUUUUGUUUUCUAUGGUUACUGUUGUACAGAAGAAAGACUUAAACUGUAAGUAAUGUAUAUUUAAUAAAAAAAGACUUUUUGUAUGAUUUUGUGUCGAAGACAAA